Teleopsis dalmanni is the source of this 2565-nucleotide messenger RNA. It is a transcript of the gene Hnf4, whose product is annotated as transcription factor HNF-4 homolog. Bases 23 to 2173 code for a protein of 716 amino acids. NCBI's taxonomy places the organism in Eukaryota, Metazoa, Arthropoda, Insecta, Diptera, Diopsidae. Gene Ontology annotation, molecular function: zinc ion binding; RNA polymerase II cis-regulatory region sequence-specific DNA binding; nuclear steroid receptor activity. Gene Ontology annotation, cellular component: nucleus. The transcript is spliced from 6 exons. Gene Ontology annotation, biological process: regulation of transcription by RNA polymerase II; anatomical structure development; cell differentiation. The record is from RefSeq and is a predicted model, not a curated record.
CUAUUCGCUUCAUUAAUACAAAAUGUUAUCAAAUAUGUUGAAAUUGAAAACGGAAAUUAUACCGAGUAGUAGCUUUGAAGAUUCCUAUUCAAGCAUAUUUGAGGAUAAUUUGCUACACAUGAUCGACACUGAAAAUCAUAUGAUGCACGGCGAGACUUUAAGUAACGUAAAUCCUUCCAUGCAUAGUCCAGAUAGUCAAGCACUAAGUCCAAUUUUGAGUUUAAGUGGUAAUAGCAAUAGUAACCAAACAAGUGCAAACAUAAGUAAUGGAGCUGGUGGCAGUGGUAAUAACAACAAUAUCAGCAGUUCCGGAACCGGAAACAGCUGCAAUAGUCACACUUUCAUGCAAAACAGCAACAACGCCAACAACAAUUCGCCUCCUUCAACGGUUUGUGCAAUAUGUGGUGAUCGCGCCACGGGUAAACAUUAUGGCGCUUCCAGCUGUGACGGUUGUAAGGGGUUCUUUCGUCGCAGUGUGAGAAAAAACCACCAGUACACUUGUCGUUUUGCUCGUAAUUGUGUCGUCGACAAAGACAAACGUAAUCAGUGUCGUUAUUGUCGUUUGCGCAAAUGUUUUAAGGCAGGUAUGAAAAAGGAAGCAGUCCAAAAUGAACGUGAUCGCAUUAGUUGUCGUCGCACAUCGAACGAUGAUCCUAAUCCCGGUAAUGGGCUAUCGGUGAUAUCGCUAGUGAAGGCCGAAAAAGAAAGUCGCCAGUCAAAAGCAGGAGCUGCUAUGGAAACUAACGCCGACGAAGACCUUUCAACUAAACAGUUUGCUAGCAUCAAUGAUGUUUGUGAGUCAAUGAAGCAACAAUUGCUUACUCUAGUCGAAUGGGCUAAGCAUAUACCGGCUUUCAAUGAGCUGCAGCUUGAUGAUCAGGUGGCAUUACUUCGCGCGCAUGCAGGUGAGCAUUUGUUGCUUGGCCUUUCCCGUCGUUCCAUGCAUCUCAAAGAUGUUCUAUUACUUGGAAACAAUUGUGUUAUUACAAAAUAUACUCCUGAUGCACGGGUCUCACCUAAUUUGGACAUAUCACGCAUUGGCGCUAGAAUUAUUGAUGAACUUGUCUUUGCUCUAAAAGAUGUAAAUAUUGAUGACACCGAAUUAGCUUGCAUUAAGGCGCUUGUUUUUUUUGAUCCGAAUGCCAAGGGACUUAAUGAACCACAACGUAUAAAGACUUUACGCCACCAGAUACUUAACAAUCUGGAAGAUUAUGUUUCCGAUCGUCAAUAUGAAUCACGAGGCCGUUUUGGUGAAAUACUUUUAAUUCUACCUGUGUUGCAAUCGAUCACAUGGCAAAUGAUUGAGCAAAUUCAGUUCGCGAAGAUAUUUGGUGUCGCACAUAUUGAUUCAUUAUUACAGGAAAUGUUGCUCGGAGGCGAAUUAGCGGAUAACACAUCACCGUUGUCUCCACAUUUAAAUAGUUACAGUCCUUCGCAUGGUAUGGAUACCAGCCAAGUUACAUCAUCUCUAGAUAUAUUAUCACCAGCUACAACAUCCGAUCACUUAUCACAAGAUCCAAUGACACCUUGUAUUGACAGCAGUCUUGAUGGACAGAUUAUGUCACCACUUCUAGAAAAUUUGGCACCAAACAAUGGCAGUUUUCACUUAAGAGCAAAUACAGGUGUGCACCGAGCUCAAGGUCAAAUGCACAAUGGAAAUUCACCACACCAAAGGGACACUGAUCAUUCUGAAGCAAACAGUGCUGGUCACAAUAAUGCUGUUUACAUGGAUGCAGCAAGUCUGUACAAUAGCGAUAGUACGCACGGACGUACUAAUGCCGCCGCUAAUGGUAUCAAUGGCUCACAUAACCAUCACGUCCAUUUGUCAACGAAUUUGCACACAACAAUCAAUCAUAGCCAAACACAUUCAAAUGCCAGUAGUACACUUCAGCAAUCACCACCAUUACACCGUACCCAUCCUUACCAAAGACCUGAUCUAUUGGCAACAACAAAUUCUAAUUCAUUGCAUAUGCGUAAUCCUGCCGACAUGACUCUCAAUGAGUACAAUCGUAGUGAAACUAGCGGUGGUCCGGAAGAUUUAUUACGUCGUGCCCCCCUCAACAUACGCACAUCAGAAACACUUACUGGAAGCACGAAUUACUUGCUCACUGGCUUACACGAUACAGACGCUUAUCGUAUGACAUUAAAACAGGAACCGGAAACCGGUUAUUGACUAGAUUCUGCAAAGUACUGUAGAACGCGUAAUAAUAAUUAUUGAUUGACUGAAGAGGUUUUAAUUAUGAACAUAAAAUUUAAAUAUAUUAGAUAUUUUGGUUAUUAUAGGAGGGAGGUGGGGUUGUCGAAAUUAACAUUUUCAAUACCAACAACUAAAAUGUUUAGCAUAAUAAUGUAUAAUAAAUAGAAUGAGAGUACUCGUAUUCUAAACACAAAAAAAAAGAUAAUAUUAUAUUAUUAAAAGCGCGCAAGAGUUCUGUCGCCCAGAACAUUACGUCUUCCAUAAAGAACCCGCACUCUUUAGCGCAUUAUGGUUUUUAUGUAUUGUUAUUAUAUUCAUAAAAUGAAUGAAUUUAAGGUAGAAAGCCCAAAUCUUAUACAUUAUAUAUA